Molecule: messenger RNA, 1841 nt
Organism: Salvia miltiorrhiza (redroot sage)
Lineage: Eukaryota; Viridiplantae; Streptophyta; Magnoliopsida; Lamiales; Lamiaceae
Product: protein ENDOPLASMIC RETICULUM-ARRESTED PEN3
Exons: 2
Coding region: 238-1653 (471 amino acids)
Biological process (GO): protein homooligomerization
Molecular function (GO): protein binding
Source: RefSeq, a predicted model, not a curated record
CCACAUAAACAGCUUGGGCGUAAUUCUAUACACAGAAUCUGGGAAGAAAAAUCCAAAAAACACAUUAAUUCAUUCUUUUAUGAGAAAAAAGUAUAUUUUCAUUUGUAAAUAUGCAAAAAAGAUUCUCUUGUUUUACUCGAUGCUUCAAGAUAACUGUAUUUGCUCAGACAAGUACAAAUCUUUCCCCAAAUUCCAAUCCAGACCUAAUUCCUAAAUUCCCCACCAAAACCACCGUAGAUGAACGGCCUAAAUCCCGCCACCGCCACCGCCUCCGCCGCCGGCGACCGCAUCAAGCUCAACGUCGGAGGCAAGCUAUUCGAAACCACCGUACCCACCCUCCGCUCGGGCGGGCCGGAUUCCCUCCUAUUCGCUCUAUCAAACCGGUCGGGUCACGACCCGGUCUUCAUCGACCGCGACCCGGAGGUCUUCUCCGUCCUCCUUUCUCUCCUCCGCUCCAACCGCCUCCCCUCGACCUCCAAGCGCUUCUCCAACCAGGAGCUCAUCGACGAGGCGCUCUACUUCGGCAUCGAGUCGCACCUCCGAGCCGCGCUAGCUCCGAGCCGGCUCAACGGGAUCGACGCCUCGCUAUUCGCCACCGUGAAGCCCUCCUCCGACGGCGUCGUUUCGGAUUUCAACGCGAUUGAAUCCGACGGAUCGCUGUGGGCGGCGCACGGCGGCCAGAUCACGGUCUACGAUUGGAACCUCAGCCACACGGCGACGGCGCGGACGCAUCUGGAUUUCAUCAAUUCCGUGAAGAGGAUCGAAUUGGACGUCGCCGCAGUCGGAUCCUUGCACGGGUCGGGUUUGCAUUUCUACAAUUUGGCGAAUGGGCGGCGGGUUCACUCAACCGAGUGGGUCGACCCGUCCGAUGUGAGGAUAUACAAGGCUCGAGUCCACGCGAUUGCCGACUCGGUGGACUCGGUUUACGCUUCCUUCGAUUGCCACCACGGCGAGAAUUGCGUGCUGAUGAUCGAUAAAUCGACGAUGGAGAUCUCGUCGGAGAUCGGGAGGAUGCCGGGGAAUUCCGCGAAAUAUAUGGUUCCGACGAAGCUGACGUAUGUUUCCGAAUUGGGGCUUUUGGUGGGAAGCUCAGUGACGUCAGGGGCGUUCGGGUAUUCGGGUUAUAUCCGGCUGUGGGACCCAAGAACCCGGAAUGUGGUCUGGGAGACUAUGGAGCCCGGGUCGGGUCGGAGCAGCCGGUUUGGGGAUUCGUUGGCGGAUGUGGAUGUUGAUUUGGAUGUGUUAGCAUUGUUGAAGAUUUGCUCGAAAUCGGGGGAUUUAGCCAUGGCCGAUUUGCGGAUGUUGACAGAGGAUCCAUGGCUGUAUCUGAAGGAGAAGAAUCCGAGCUUGAGGGAUGUGGGGAGGAAUGGUGGCGGUGGCGGUUUUGCAAUACAUUGUUACCGGAAGCAGGCGUUUGUGGGGAGAGGCGGCGAGUUGGAGGUGUGGUCGCGAGUGGAGGCGAAUGGGGGCGAGAGGAUUGUGAGUGAGGAGAUGUAUAGGAGGAAUUACAUGGAUAAACUGGAGGAUUCGGAGCGAGGGGCGAUCAAGAAGAUAGAGGGUGGUGGUGAUAGGCUCUUUGUGACUAGGGAAGAUGUUGAAGGGAUUGAGGUUUGGCAAAGUUCUCACAACUCCGGCGCCGUCGCAGCUUCAUGAGGUCACUCGUUGCUACUUUGGACAAUGCUUCUCAAUCUUGGAGUUGGAGUGUUCUCGGAGAUGCGAUGGUGGAGUUCAUAGGAUUAGUGAGUUGCCUGAUGAAAUUGUUCUUGUCAUAUUGUCUUUCCUAUCAUUGAGGGAAUCUGUAACCACUAGUGUUCUUUCUUCCCGAUGGUUGGAUUUGUGGA